Messenger RNA from Aspergillus calidoustus, 2433 nucleotides. The record is from the annotation of a GenBank genome assembly. Lineage: Eukaryota; Fungi; Ascomycota; Eurotiomycetes; Eurotiales; Aspergillaceae.
AUGGCCCCAGCUAAUGGCCCUCGGAAUGGCAAGCCUGCGAAGCCAUCUCACCGGACCGGCAAUUUGAAGCGCAAACGCGUACAAGAAGAUCUCUCAUCGCUCGUUCAACGUGUUGAAGAUCUCGACCUGAAAGGAAAAUUCGAAUCCUUCUCCGAUCUACCACUUUCAGAACCGACGCUCUCCGGUCUUACAUCCUCUCACUUCAAGACCCUGACCGACAUUCAAUCCCGCGCGAUCAGCCAUGCUCUCAAGGGCCGCGACGUCCUCGGCGCCGCCAAAACAGGAAGCGGAAAAACGCUCGCCUUCCUCGUCCCCAUUCUCGAGAACCUAUACCGCAAGCAGUGGUCCGAGCACGACGGCCUGGGCGCCCUGAUUAUUUCUCCGACCCGCGAGCUCGCCAUCCAGAUCUUCGAGGUGCUCCGCAAAAUUGGCCGAUAUCAUACAUUCUCCGCCGGGUUGGUUAUCGGAGGCAAGAGUCUGCGCGAGGAGCAGGAGAGACUAGGGCGGAUGAACAUCCUUGUUUGUACGCCGGGUCGGAUGCUGCAGCAUCUAGACCAGACGGCGUUUUUCGAGACCCAUAAUUUGCAGAUGCUCGUGCUGGAUGAGGCGGAUCGGAUUAUGGAUAUGGGAUUCCAGAAGACCGUGGAUGCUAUCGUCGGACACCUGCCGCCUGAGCGCCAGACGCUUCUGUUCAGUGCGACACAGACAAAAAAGGUUUCAGAUUUGGCACGAUUGAGUCUGCAGGAUCCGGAGUAUGUCUCUGUGCACGAAGCUGCGUCUUCUGCUACGCCAUCGAAGCUGCAACAGCAUUACGUUAUCACGCCACUUGCGCACAAGCUGGAUACGCUAUGGAGUUUCAUUCGCAGUAACUUGAAGGCGAAGACGAUUGUGUUCUUCUCCUCGGGAAAGCAGGUUCGUUUUGUUUACGAGUCUUUCCGACACAUGCAGCCCGGUAUUCCUCUUCUACAUCUCCACGGCCGUCAGAAACAGGGUGGUCGACUCGAUAUUACAACUCGUUUCUCACAAGCACAGCACGCUGUCCUUUUCUCUACUGAUGUGGCCGCUCGUGGUUUGGAUUUCCCCGCUGUGGACUGGGUUAUUCAAGUGGACUGCCCCGAGGAUGCGGAUACAUAUAUUCAUCGAGUCGGACGAACAGCAAGAUAUGAACGCGAUGGACGUGCUGUUCUAUUCCUCGACCCCAGCGAAGAGAAAGGAAUGCUCCGGCGCCUCGAGCAUAAGAAAGUCACAGUUGAACGAAUCAACGUCAAAGCCAACAAGCAGCAAAGCAUUAAAAACCAGCUACAGAACAUGUGUUUCAAGGAUCCCGAGCUGAAGUAUCUUGGGCAAAAAGCAUUUAUCUCAUACGUGAAGUCUGUCUACGUGCAGAAAGACAAAGAGACAUUCAACCUUAAAGAACUCAAGCUGGAUGAUUUCGCGGGCAGCUUAGGUCUACCUGGUGCCCCUCGCAUCAAGUUCAUCAAGGGAGACGAUACAAAGGAACGCAAGAACGCACCGAGAGCUACAGCCUACGCUUCUAGCGACGACGACUCGGACGAGGACGGAGAGGAGAAGAAGAAGAAGCCGAAGGAGAAGGAAGUCCGCACCAAGUACGACAGAAUGUUCGAACGACGAAACCAGGACGUGCUGGCGGAGCACUACUCGAAACUUAUCAAUGACGACGGCACAAUAGCCGAGCCAAGCAAGGGUACCGCUGACGCUGAUGAAGACGACGACUUCCUCUCCGUCAAGCGCCGCUUCGAAGCCGGCGACGAUGAUCUCGCUGUAGGAAGCAGCUCCGACUCGGGCUCCGACGGCGGUGUUUCCAUUCCCGAGGCAGACGGUGCAAAGACAGAGGGCGCCAAGGUCGUGAAAAUCAGCGACAAAGAUACACUCGUUAUCGACUCGAAACGCCGCGAGAAACUCCUCAAAUCGAAGAAGAAAUUACUCAAAUUCAAGGGCAAGGGCACGAAACUCAUCUACGACGACGAUGGAAAUGCCCACGAGAUUUACGAAAUGGAAGACGAAGAAGCCUUCAAGGCUCGCGGCGACGCGAAGGAACAACAAGCCCGCUUCCUGGCGGAGGAGACGCAACGCACUCAGGCCGCAGAUUUGGAAGACAAGGCUCUCGCGAAACAGAAGAAGCGCGAAAAGAAGGAGAAGCGGAAGGCCAGGGAGCGUGAACUUUUCGCUGAGGAGGAACGGGAGGAGCGUGUUGCCCAGCUUGCGCCAUACGAGGGCGAUCAGGAUAUGGAUGAGCCCUACUCAUCAGAGGGAGAAGAGGAAGUGGAGGUACCUCGCCCGAGCAAGAAGGCCAAGACACAGAAAGAGGAGGCGGUGCCCUGGUACAAGCAGCAAAAGAAGAAGCCUGCAGAGGAGAAGCGGAUUCAGACUCUGGAGGAUUUGGAGUCUUUGGCGACAGGGCUGUUGGGCUAA